Molecule: messenger RNA, 1856 nt
Organism: Haliotis rubra (blacklip abalone)
Lineage: Eukaryota; Metazoa; Mollusca; Gastropoda; Lepetellida; Haliotidae
Product: zinc finger CCHC domain-containing protein 10-like
Exons: 4
Coding region: 31-531 (166 amino acids)
Molecular function (GO): nucleic acid binding; zinc ion binding
Source: RefSeq, a predicted model, not a curated record
UUUCCUGAGUUACUUCCCCUUACAUCGAAAAUGGCGUCCUCCAUACGUCCACUCUUCAUGAAGAAAAAGGAACCAAGCUCGGAGAACGUUCGCUGUCAGAAGUGCCUGGAGAUCGGUCACUGGACGUAUCAGUGCACGGGCAAGAGAAAGUAUGUCCACCGGCCGUCACGCACCAAGGAAAUGAUCAAGCGAAUUAAGCAGGAAGAAGACAAACAGAAACUAGAGCUCUUAGCUAAGACUUCAACGAUCCAGGAAAAGAAAAAGAAGAAGAAGCAUGGUUCUGAUGGCGAGAGCUCCAGCUCUUCCUCCUCCUCUGACUCAGACACAGACUCAUCUUCAUCUUCGGACAGUGACAGCUCCUCCGACCUCAGCUCCACAUCCAACUCCGACAACAACAGCAGCAGUAGCAGUAGCAGCAAUUCUGACUCAUCGUCAUCAUCCUCAUCAGAUUCGUCUUCAUCAUCAUCAGAGUCGGACAGUGAGAGGAGGAAGAAGAGACGCAAGAAGAAACGUCAACGCCGGCGUGAAUAAUCUGUGAUACAAGGACUAGUACAGAGUAUUUUUCUACCGUGUGGAUGAUGAGUGCGUGAGAGGAACUGGCUCAGUUGGAGGAAAACAAAUCUAAAUUGUCCUUGAUCAGGGCUUGAGAUAAGUACUACAUAGCCCAAAGUGAGAAUAUAUUUUGAUAUGGACUUCACUGGGAAGGAUGGUUUUGAGAAGGCAAAUGCAAGAAAAAUACUGUGUAUGUUCAGGGACGUGUUACGUUGGCAGGGAUCUUGUUGGUAAGGAAGAAUAUCAUACAGGAAAAAGCUAAAAAAGUUUAGUGACGCAUCUCUCACUCUGGAUGGGAGGUCUUGUUUCGGAAAGAAGCUAUGUUUGGACUGCUGGACAAGGCUCGUAAGGCAAACAAAUAUGGUGAACAGAUUUGCAUUAAGACUGUUGAAAAAGGAAAAUAACACGGAUGCUGGCUGUUUGUGGAUAAGAUGGUUAUAGAGAGGCAGUCAUGACAACGUGUACUUUGGGAUAAUCGAUGUAGGACGUCAUGCAAGUGAAGGCUGAACUAAUUAUGUGAACUUGAACAUGACAAGAAAGUUAGAAGAUGGUGCUCAAAUGAAUUACGUUCUGGAAAUAUUGCAAGAAGAAAACAAAAACAUGGUGUGUACAGUAAUGAUGACUGACAGGUCUGUGAUGAAGACAAAUGAUGCAGGGGCAUUGAUUCUGACAGGAAUAGCAAUGAAAAGACGAGGACAGGCUAGUUUAAGGAUUUGAUUCAGUGGAGGCAAACAGGGCUGUCUGUUGAUCUUUCAGCAAUGGCUGUCACAAGGACAUGGCAGCUUUGAGGGACGUGGUGGUAAAAUUUGGAGACAGUUGGGACUAUUCUACAUUUUGUACAGUUUUUGAAUCUUGAGAUCACUGAAGGCUAUUAGCGAUGAUCUCGAUCACAAUGGUGCGUUAUUGUAAAUGUCAUAUAAUUGUGGUGAAACAGGUUAAUUGAAAUAAUUGUCAGAUGUGAGCUGAUGCUGAAAUUAUUGUGUUAUCAAAUGGCUUGGAAUUCACUAGCUCAGACACCCCAUGAGUAAUAUUGUAAACAAAAAUUGGAUAUUUUGAAAAUGGAUGGGGGAGGCUUUUUAUAAUAUUUUAUUUUAUUGUUUUGGAAGUAUUUUGAAAUGAUAAUGACAUAACUAUGUUUCAGAGGGAAAAGUCCAUGGGUUUGAACAUGAUUAUAUGGUAUAAUAAGUGACCCAUCAUUCAAUAUUCUGGGGACGGGGACCUGAGACAUUUUGUUUUUAAACUGACAAGACUGGAUUUGUAAUAAUUGGUUUAAAUAUGCUAGAUGUCAUGUCAAGAAAUGUGUG